Gavia stellata (red-throated loon) is the source of this 1371-nucleotide messenger RNA. RefSeq names its product coiled-coil domain containing 60 (gene CCDC60). Lineage: Eukaryota; Metazoa; Chordata; Aves; Gaviiformes; Gaviidae. The transcript is spliced from 10 exons. The record is from RefSeq and is a predicted model, not a curated record. Bases 1 to 1371 code for a protein of 456 amino acids.
AUGAUUUUUGGCAGGCAUCAUAUCAAUUCUGUGAAGCAAGGUAGAGAAUACUUUCACAUACUUCACCAAGAAUCACUGGAGAGGAAGAACAUGCUGAAAGCAGCCCAGCAGGCUCAGGGCACAAGAUGGAGAACUGAGUUCCGGCCACCCAGAUACUCCUCCGAUGCAGAGGAGUCAGAGGAAGAAAUAAACACUUGCUCUCUAACAGAACGCAACCACCUGAGGAAGUCAGGGAAGAAGAAAAAAAAGAUGACCUUACGGUCUUUCACUCCUGUUCAUACAAGUGUCUUGAUUCCAAGCCCCCCUGGAGCAAAACGUGAGCAUCUUUUCCGACAGCUGUGCGCCAUACAUUGGCUUUUGGAAGCUUUGACUCUUGAAUCCAACAGUUCGAUGCAUUCCAUAUUAACGUGUUGGAAUCCAGCGGACCCUGGUGGUUGUAAAAAAACAGUAAAAGAAAUCGAAGAGGAAAAGAUAACAACAUAUAUGUGGGAGCUCUUUAUUACAAACAGAAAGAAAUGCACCUGGAAAGCACGAUGCAGUCCACUUAGCAGGAAGAUAAACAAGAUAUCUACUCCAGGCAUCUCUCAGCUUAGCAGUCAGUCAUCUCCCCAGGGUCAAACCCCCUGUGGCAGCGUAACUUCCACUGCACUUUGCUCUGAAGACGUCGUCAGUAUUAAUAUAGCUUCAUCUGAUGUUAUGAGUGAGUCAACACAAGCUAAAGAACAACAACCUCUUUUCCCCUCCCUACAGAAAAGCAUCCAGAUAACAUGUGAAGACGUGUCAAAAGAUGUCCAUAAACAAGAAGAUAUGGUUAAGGCUGUACUGCAACGCUGCCAUAUCAGCUCUUUCAUUAAAAGCAAAUCUAACUUGUGUGCUGAUAUGAGGCAAAAGUUCACAGCAGUACGUGAAGAAGCAGCUUGUUGUUUACAUAAUACCCUAGCAAGCCUUGAGAGGAGGCAGGAAGAGCGAUGUUGUCAAAAAUAUCAGGCUUUGAAACAAUUGAAGUAUUUCAGAAGAGACAUGGAAAGAAUAAGACAGCUGGGCAUAAGAGCCAAAAAAGAACAUGGUGAAGAUGGACUAAACUGGUUUCCUGUAUUGCUUGCCAGACUCCCAGAGUCUGUGAAGAGUGACCGUUAUGUACAGAAAAUUUUAAAGAAAUUGGAAAAAUAUGGCAAGACUCCUGACUUGAAAAUUCAUCCAGACAGCUUUCUUAAGGCUCUGGCUGAUCUACAGAUGUGGGAGCUGUGUUCUCCAGAAAUUGCUGCAGCUGUAGAGUUUGUACGUGAAAGUAUUGUGCAGAUGCCAGAAGAGGAUUUCAGCGAGUGGUUUCAGACAAGAAUAGCCCCCCUCAGUGCACAGUCCUCCUUUUAA